GCCCAGCGAAAGCAGAGUCAACUGCUUCUAUACCUAAAUAAAAAGGAAUAUACAUUAAUAAGGAACCAUGUCAUACUACGAGGACGAGCGCCGCCAUCACCAUCACCAUCACCAUCAUGGUGGACGUCCCAUUGUGGAGGUGGAUAUUGUGCCACCACGUAUUCCACGGCCCGUUGUUGAGAUUGAUGUCGGCUCGCGCUAUCCCUCCUAUCAACAGGAAGUGGUAGAGGUGAUCACACCAGCGGCUGUCUACCAGCCUCCGCCACCACCACGCCCCAUUGUCGAGGUGGAUGUGAUGCGACCCAGUCGACCACUAAUCGAGUUCAACAUUGGCGGACGUCGUCCCCCCCGCGAGGAAGUUGUCAUUGUGGAGCAACAGCGGCCUAUGUGGUAACAACUGGGCGUGGCACUUAAUUGGAAAACCAUUUGAAAAGUUCCUUGAAUAAGUUAAAAAUAAAAUAAAUCAGAGAUAGUAAUUA
This is a messenger RNA of Drosophila virilis, 479 nucleotides long. RefSeq lists its product as uncharacterized. The record is from RefSeq and is a predicted model, not a curated record. Lineage: Eukaryota; Metazoa; Arthropoda; Insecta; Diptera; Drosophilidae.